This is a messenger RNA of Sclerotinia trifoliorum, 1985 nucleotides long. Lineage: Eukaryota; Fungi; Ascomycota; Leotiomycetes; Helotiales; Sclerotiniaceae. The record is from the annotation of a GenBank genome assembly.
AUGUAUCGAGUGAUCAAGAUCACUUCCUGGUAUGAGCUUCACAUUGUAGGUUUUGAUACCAAAUAUCUACGACUUUCUGUAACGGACUCGUGUUUUUCCAUGCUAGGCAUUCCUCCGUGGCAAGACACCUAUUGUAUCCUCAUCCUUCGUCCCAUUCCCUUCUUCUGCCUCUCAUCAUUUAUACAUUGUCGCUCUAGCAAACCAAAAUAUCAUCACCACUUCUCCCACUUCAAUUUUCGGGCAGGCCCAUUCUCUCUCUACACCUUCUUUUCUUUCAAAGCUGUCUCUACGCCUUACUUGAGGCAAGAUAUCGUUUACAGUUCUUUCUCACCGCCGGCCGGAUCAAUCAAUUUAAAUUCUAUUAAUUUUUAAAUCACAUCUUAGCUUCUUCUUACUUGCCGGUCUCGUCGUUCUAUCAUCACUGUUCAUCAUGUUUUGGCACGCAGCCGCAACACUAUCACUUCUCCUUGCCGGCCAUGUAAAUGCAGGUAGAAUCAUGGAUAUAGCGCCGGUGGCUCGUCGAGAUAAUAGGGAUGAGAUGUUACGGCGAUAUAUGGACAAUAUCAUUGAGGAUCGUCGAAGAUCUAUCACAGAUGCACCGGCACCCGCAGCAGCUACGAAUAUGUCGGAUUGGAAUACUCAAACUGAGGUAGCAUGCGGUCAGGCACUAGACUUAUUAAAUGCUCAGAAUACCAACCCAUCUGGGUUAGCAGUCUGUUAUAAUCUGCCCUAUGUCGACAACACUACUGGUGUUUUUAAGGCUGAUCUAAGGCUGUACAAUGUCUCAGCUCCAACAGGAGCAUUUGCCAAUAUUCCGAGUCAGAAAGUUGAGGUCGCGUUGAGUUACGAAGGGGCUACAGUAUCGGCUGUUAAUAUGUCGACAUUGAUGGCUCGAAGCGACGGUACUUCUUUAAUUUCAUGGCCACGAGAAAUUUCAAAGCGACAAUCAACACCAGGCAAUUCCACAGGGAAGACGUUUAGUUUAGUUCAAUCUUAUGCUUUCAUUGGCCAGAUGAAUAAGGAAUAUAUUGGCUUGGACAUGGACAGGUAUGUUACACUUUACAAGAUUACAACGCUUCCAAUCUAACUUGAUUUAGCUCAGCCAUGGAAGCACUCCUGACCCCAACCGUGAGUUUGACUGGCAGAGAUGUUCAAGGUGGAACUGUGAAUACAACCCUCAACACCAACCAAGCAUCUUUCGUCAAUGGUGCAUUUUCUACACAAGCUGCCGGAGUCACAAAAACCGUCGCUCAACCUCCUAUCCAGACUCUCGUCGUCGCGUCCGAAUCUCCUUUCGUGGUUCCUGGUCUCAACAUUCUUAUCUUCCCAAUUGGUGGCGUCAUCACAGGUAUAUGGGCGAUUUUAUUCAUUGGUACCAUUUCUUAUGGUACCAUCGGUAGAAUACAGUUCCGGGACCAAUUCAGAUCAAGAACUGCCAGAGCCCAGAAGGGGAAUAUGUCACGAAUUUAAUCGGCUUUAGGGCUAUCAUGCGGAUCGGGGGAAGUGUAUAGGUUUAUUUUCUAAGAGGGGGACUAUAUCAUUUAUAGAUUUUUUGGGCACGAAUAUCAGAGAAAAGGUGGUUUUGGAACAGACUGAAGAUCAUGUUGAGGAUUGUGUGAAGAUAUCGUGCUCAGGGUAAUAAGCUUGGAGCUUGAUUCUCUAAACCAAAGGUUCUUUCUGAAGCCCGGACAUAUGAUCAGUCCUAAGGGCUACAAAUCCUCACGCCAUGACAUUAUCGUGUGUUCUUUUGAGUUUAUUUGUUUUUGCUUGAGAAUGGAGAUGAGCAAUAUUACAACGAGACACGAUUUUUACCUCAGUUUAGAGUUUAUAAUACAAAUGGAAAAAUAAUACAAAAUCAAGUCUGUUCGGUUUCUUUCCGGAGAAUAUGUUAUUUUAUUACUUGAUAACUAUUGCUUGAUUUGUAAGAUGAGGGAGGGGAUAACAAUGUGCAUAGCUAGACAAGAUUAAUCUGUGGAAACUCACAG